AUGGAUGUUUCAGUGAGAAUCCAAUCCUCAAUUUCAAUAAAACUGAUUAUAUUUCACCUAAUUUUAGAUUAUUGGUCAUUUCUUCCUUCAUUUUCGUCCUUCCUGCAGGAAAGAUUCUACUUUGAUGAUAAUGUGUUACCAAGUUUUCAGAGUGGGAUUCCUUUGCUUAAAAGUAGGCUUCAACAGCUCCCUAAUUCUGAAAAUAUAUCAAUUGUUUUCUAGAUGACGUGCUUGGAAAAUGUUUCAUAAGCAAUUGCAACAUUUCCUUGUGAUUAUUCGUGUCCUUUGAUAGUGAAGGAAGUAAAGAACAAAGCUCCAUUGGAAGUUAUUAUUUAAAGAUGAUAUGGACAAAUGGAUUAUUCGAGUUUAUCAAGGAAAAGAAGGACCCCAAUUUGUUCUUAUCUUAAUGUACUCUCUCUUUUUUCAAUUGUAGUAACUUUUUAUGGUUUUCUUUUUCUGUAAUAGGCAAUUGCAAGAUCCAUGUCUCAAGUUAUGGAUGAACAUGUCUAUUCUGUCAGUUGGUAUUUGUCUAUUCUGUCAGAAUGUCUGUUAUAAAUGAUUCUUAAAGAAGAUCAAGUGACGUGGAAAUUUUCUAUUAUGGUUGGAAUAAAAUGAGCUUGCAAAAAUAAUUUUUCUAAAGUGUAUUUUGGAUUCGAAAAGAAGAUCAAACGCAUUUUGGAUUCUGGAAUAGGAUCAAGUGUAUUCUGGAUUCCGAUAGAAGAUGAAGUCGUUACAAGAAGGAGAUGAUGAUUCUUACAACAACUUCAAGAAUGUUCUGGUGAUAAUCAACAAUUUUAGAAUAAAUGUAAUUUAUAUUCAUAGUUGUAUUCGUUAAAAAUAAAUG
Molecule: messenger RNA, 844 nt
Organism: Lactuca virosa
Lineage: Eukaryota; Viridiplantae; Streptophyta; Magnoliopsida; Asterales; Asteraceae
Source: the annotation of a GenBank genome assembly